GCCUCAGCCAGCGCCGCCGCCGCUUCCCCGGGCUCCCCCGACCCUCCGGGGUCAGCAGCCACUGCCGCCGCCGGCGCCCGGUCUCCCGGCGCGCGAGGUCCCGGAGCCGCGGGCCAGGACGCCGCCGAGGGUGUAGAGCGCUCCCGGAGAGAGUGAUGGUCUUCGAAAUGAAAACUCUGGAAAAUUGUAGGUUCUCGUUAGGAACUACAGAAAUUGAAGGACAGAAAAUGUUUGAAAGGAAGUUGUUCUGAAAGCAUGUUUACAAUUAACUGACCCUAUUGACUGUUCUGUUUUUAAAUAAGACACUUUGAGAAGAUUGUAUUUAUGGUUAAAGGAAACUGGACUAACGAUGAGGCCAAAGACUUUUCCUGCCACAACUUACUCUGGAAAUAGCCGGCAGCGAUUGCAAGAGAUCCGAGAGGGGCUGAAGCAGCCAUCCAAGUCUUCCACCCAGGGGCUGCCUGUGGGACCAAACAGUGACACUUCCCUGGAUGCCAAAGUCCUGGGAAGCAAAGAUGCCUCCAGGCAGCAACAAUUGAGAGCCACCCCGAAGUUUGGACCUUAUCAAAAAGCGCUCAGGGAAAUCCGAUAUUCCCUACUGCCUUUUGCCAAUGAAUCAGGCACUUCCGCCACUGCGGAAGUAAAUCGGCAGAUGCUUCAGGAGUUGGUGAAUGCGGGAUGCGACCAGGAGAUGGCCGGCAGAGCUCUGAAGCAGACAGGCAGCAGGAGUAUUGAAGCAGCUUUGGAGUACAUCAGUAAGAUGGGCUACCUGGACCCCAGGAAUGAGCAGAUUGUUCGAGUCAUCAAACAGACCUCCCCAGGAAAGGGCCUGGCGCCUACCCCAGUGACACGGCGUCCCAGUUUUGAGGGUGCAGGGGAAGCAUUCCCAUCCUACCACCAGCUAGGUGGUGCAAACUAUGAAGGCCCUGCUGCGCUGGAGGAGGUGCCACGGCAAUAUUUAGACUUCCUCUUCCCUGGGGUCAGCGCCCACAACACCCCUGGUCACCAGCACCCUCCCAAAGGCUACAGUGCAGCUGUGGAGGCAGGUGCACACUUCCCCACUGCACACUAUGGUCGUGCUCACCUUCUAGCAGCGGAGCAGCCGGGUUACGGGGUGCAGCGCAGCCCCUCCUUCCAGAGCAAGACACCACCAGAUGCCUACUCCGGCCUGGCCAAAGCCCAGGGCGCCACUCCAGCCAGCCUCGCCUUCCCUGCGCAUGCUGGGCUAUACACCACUGUGCACCACAAGCCGGCCACCGUGCCUCCCGGUGCCCACCCGCUGCAUGUGUUGGGUGCCCGGGGCCCCACGUUCGCCGGUGACAGCCCGGCGCAGGCCGUUCUGACGCCAUCCAGGAACAGCCUCAACGCCGACCUGUACGAGCUAGGCUCCCCAGGGCCCUGGUCUGCAACCCCACUGGUGCGCCGAGACUCGUUGCAGAAGCAGGGUCUAGAGGCCACCCGACAACACGUGGCCUUUCGGGCUGGGCCCAGCAGGACCAACUCCUUCAGUAGCCCACAGCCCGAGCCCUCACUGCCUGCCCCCAACACGGUCACCGCAGUGACAGCUGCCCAUAUCCUGCAUCCUGUGAAGAGCGUGCGUGUGCUGCGGCCUGAGCCCCAGACAGCUGUGGGGCCUUCACACCCUGCCUGGGUGCCUGCACCCACAGCACCAGCCACCGAGGGCCUGGAGACCAAGGAGGGCAGCACAGGCCAGCACCCGCUGGACGUAGACUACGGUGGCUCUGAACGCAGGUGCCCACCGCCACCUUACCCGAAGCACCUGCUGCUGCCCAGCAAGACCGAGCAGUACAACCUAGACCUAGACAGUCUGUGUACCGGUGUGGAACAGAGUCUGCGUGGGGGCGCCGAGCAGGACAGGAGUGACAAGAGCCACAAGAGUACCAAGGGAGACAAAGCUAGCAAGGACAAAAAGCAAAUCCAGACCUCCCCGGUGCCGGUCCGCAAGAAUAGCAAGGAUGAAGAGAAGAGAGAGUCGCGCAUCAAGAGCUACUCCCCAUAUGCCUUCAAGUUCUUUAUGGAACAACACGUGGAGAAUGUCAUCAAAACCUACCAGCAGAAGGUUAGCCGGAGGCUGCAGUUGGAACAGGAAAUGGCCAAAGCUGGACUCUGCGAGGCUGAACAGGAGCAGAUGAGGAAGAUCCUCUACCAGAAGGAGUCCAACUACAACAGACUGAAGCGGGCCAAGAUGGACAAGUCCAUGUUUGUGAAAAUCAAAACUCUGGGCAUUGGUGCCUUUGGAGAAGUGUGCCUUGCCUGUAAGGUGGACACUCACGCCCUGUAUGCCAUGAAGACGCUGAGGAAGAAAGAUGUCCUGAACCGGAACCAGGUGGCCCAUGUCAAGGCAGAGAGGGACAUCCUGGCUGAGGCAGACAAUGAGUGGGUGGUCAAACUCUACUACUCCUUCCAGGACAAGGACAGCCUGUACUUUGUGAUGGAUUACAUCCCUGGUGGGGAUAUGAUGAGCCUGCUGAUCCGGAUGGAAGUGUUCCCUGAGCACCUGGCCCGAUUCUACAUUGCAGAGUUGACUCUGGCCAUUGAGAGUGUCCACAAGAUGGGCUUCAUCCACAGGGACAUCAAGCCCGACAACAUCUUGAUCGACCUGGAUGGUCACAUUAAGCUGACAGAUUUUGGCCUCUGCACCGGAUUCAGGUGGACUCACAAUUCCAAGUACUACCAGAAAGGGAACCACAUCAGACAGGACAGCAUGGAGCCUGGUGACCUCUGGGAUGACGUUUCUAACUGCCGAUGUGGAGACAGGUUAAAGACCCUGGAGCAGAGAGCCCAGAAGCAGCACCAGCGGUGUCUGGCUCAUUCUCUGGUUGGGACACCAAAUUACAUCGCGCCUGAGGUGCUUCUCCGCAAAGGGUACACGCAGCUCUGUGACUGGUGGAGUGUCGGCGUGAUUCUUUUUGAGAUGUUGGUUGGGCAACCACCUUUCUUGGCACCCACUCCCACAGAAACCCAGCUGAAGGUGAUCAACUGGGAGAACACGCUGCACAUCCCAGCGCAGGUGAAGCUGAGCGCUGAGGCUCGUGACCUCAUCACUAGGCUAUGCUGCGCGGCUGACAGCCGCCUGGGCAGGAAUGGGGCAGAUGACCUCAAGGCCCACCCGUUCUUCAGUGCCAUCGACUUCUCCCGUGACAUCCGGAAGCAGCCUGCGCCCUACGUCCCCACCAUCAGCCAUCCCAUGGACACCUCCAAUUUUGACCCGGUGGAUGAAGAAAGCCCCUGGCACGAGGCCAGCGGGGAGAGCGCCAAGGCCUGGGACACUCUGGCAUCCCCCAACAGCAAGCACCCUGAACAUGCCUUCUACGAGUUCACCUUCCGCAGGUUCUUCGAUGACAACGGCUACCCUUUCCGGUGCCCAAAGCCAUCAGAGCCUGCAGAGAGCGCAGACCCGGGGGAUGCAGAGCUGGAGGGUGCGGCUGAGAGCUGCCAGCCAGUGUACGUGUAAGCAGCCAGUGGCCCCUGAGCACACCUCCUGAGACUCUGGUCUUUGUCAACAAAACCACAAACAACAUUUUUUUAAAAGAGAAACUCAAGUUUGGGAAUCCUUCAUUUCUAGUCUGGUUAAUGGGUAACAGGGAGGGUCACCGUGACUUUGAAUUGGUCCUUUGAGGACCUUCACUGCAUUAAAACAACAUUUUUUAAAAUUUAGUACAAUAUGAAAAGAGCACUUAUUUUAUGGAUACCCAUUUUUUCUUACUAAAUUAUAAGGAUUAACUUUGACAAAUCAUGCUGCUGUUACUUCCAUUUGUGUUUUUAUCUGAUAGCACUUGUCCACAUUUAGAGAAGUAAGAACUAAACGUGUGGUAAGACGUCUGUGCAAUAAGUGAGAGAAGACCGUUUAUCUACACAGUGGCUUUGUGUUUUAGUUUUCCCACAUUUCAAAAUUGUGAUGUCAUGUUUAAAAGCUGCGUUGUGCUUUUUCCCCCUUUGCAUGUUAUAGUGUGCUAGAAAGAGUGAGCAGAGAUGGUGGCUGACUCCAGUGUCUAGUGUGUGAAAGGCACUACAUGAGCAGUUCUCUGUUAUAAAAUUACCGUAUCUUGCCAUUCACAGCAGGUCCUGUGAAUCUGUUUUUAAAUGAGGUAUUCUAGAGAGUGUGCUGAUAAUGUAUUGUAUGGGUGAUGAUUGUAGCCCUUAUUGUUAAAGAAAUGCAUAUGUGUAACUGAAGUGUGUGUUUUUUUUUAAAACAUGUGUGUUUUGGAUAUGACUGGGUUCUUUGGGAGGCAAAUGUAAACGUUUGUCAUAUAUAAAACACAUCAAAAGGGAUUAAUUCAGCUAUGCCAAAACAUUGGACAUAAUCAUAGCACUCUGUUCAUUUCUCUAGUCCAGUAUGCUGUCAGUCUUGGUAUGUGGAAAGUUGUAUCGGGGACCCUACUACUUAAUUUUUUCACCAACAGGUUCCCACACCAAAAGGUGAGGUAAGCCUGUUACCUCAACCAGCCAAGGUGUCACGGGGAGACUUAGUCUUCCUGUGUUCUUUCACAUGUUGAGGUAUCAAAUCUUAAUAUGGCUUAACCAACAUGUUUUUCUAACUUUGUAAAAAGAAAAAAGAUUCUUCGGAGUGACAUUGAAGUACAAAAAUAAGCCAUACAUUUUUUUCUUAGACAUAUAGGUGUAUAUAUAACUAUAGAUAAACACACAAAAUACUCCUUAUUUCAAAUUAGUAUGGUUCCUAUUUAAAGUGAUUUAUAUUUGAAUACAUUCAGUUUCUUUUGCUUUUGAAAAGAUGGAAUGCAUCACAUUCUCAUUAUACUAUUCCACAUAUUUUCCUUGCGGUUCUUAGCAUAAUGUAUCCGUUACUUAGUAUGUAUCUAGGCAGAAACACUUACAAAUUUAUCUAUGUCUAAGAAACAUUCCUGUGUCCUGGUUUACAUUUGUAUGAAUGGCAUAUUCUGAAGUCUGCUGUGCUUGUAUUGGGACUUACAGUAUUCUUGCUAUUUUGUAGUAAUGCCGUGUUAUUUACAGCGCUCUGACAUAGUUUCAUGUGGUAGGUUCUUUCUCAGGAACUCGAUUUAACUAUUAUUUAUUGAUAUAUCAUUGCCUUUGAAAGCUUCUACUGGCACAAUUUAUUAUUAAAACUUUAAACCCAA
Molecule: messenger RNA, 5117 nt
Organism: Phodopus roborovskii (desert hamster)
Lineage: Eukaryota; Metazoa; Chordata; Mammalia; Rodentia; Cricetidae
Gene: Lats2
Product: large tumor suppressor kinase 2
Exons: 8
Coding region: 350-3475 (1041 amino acids)
Biological process (GO): hippo signaling; G1/S transition of mitotic cell cycle; positive regulation of apoptotic process
Cellular component (GO): nucleus; spindle pole
Molecular function (GO): protein serine/threonine kinase activity; protein binding; ATP binding
Source: RefSeq, a predicted model, not a curated record